AUGAGUGUUGGAAAAGUUUGGAAAAUGAAGUUUCUGGCAGUAUUAGCCAUCGUCAUCACCAUCAGCUUCAAUCUUGUAGCAGCAGACUACAAUACUAUUCAAAUUGCUGACAAAGAUUUCCUUCUUAAGCAGAAAAAAAUUUACAAUCUUCUGUACUAUAUCUCACAACCCUCCCUCGUAAAUCCUUCAUUAUACGAGGAAGGUCGCUCGUAUGAUAUCAAAGCCAACAUAGACUCGUAUACUAAUACGACUGCGGUGAAAAACUUCUUCUAUCUAUACGAGAAUGGUAUGCUUCCUCGUGGCGAGCUCAGUUCCUUGUACUAUCCAAAGCUCCGUAAGGAAACGGAGGCGCUAUUUCACCUGUUCUAUUAUGCCAAAGAUUUUGACACCUUUUACAAAACAGCGCUAUGGGCCCGUAUUUACAUUAACGAGAUGCAAUUUGGUGAAGCCAUGUACACCGUAAUUACACUCCGCGACGAUACCAGAUUCAUUCAGCUGCCGCCUCCUUAUGAGCUGUAUCCGUAUGGAUUCUUCAACUCCGAAGUACUCAAGAAAGCUCAUCACGCGAAACUCUUCGGUAAACUUGACUCAAAGAAGUUCGGUGAAUAUGAUACCUACAUCAUUCCGGCAAAUUAUUCCGGAUGGUACAUGUCCCGCGAGUACGAUGUGGAGCAUAAGAUUAAUUACUUCACUGAGGACAUUGGCUUGAAUGCUUUCUACUUUUACUUGCGGCAAGAAUAUCCAUUUUGGUUAAAGGGCGAGGAAUUCGGUUUGGAGAAGAAUCGUGGUAUGAAAUACCUUUACGGUCACAAACAGUUAUUGUCUCGUUAUUAUUUGGAGCGGCUAUCCAAUGACAUUGGUAAAAUCGAAGAUUUCGAUUGGCACAGCGAGUUUUACGUCGGAUACUAUCCGACAAUGACCUAUCACAAUGGAUUACCGAUGCCACAGAGACCAUACUGGAGCAAGUUCCCUUAUUACAAGUUCAAAUACAUAAAGGACAUAGAAGACAUAGAAUCUCGAAUAUCGGCAGUCAUUGACUCAGGAUUUAUCUUGGACGCAACUGGUAAAAUGGUCAACGUUUACACAUCCGAGGGUCUCAACAUUCUUGGUAAUAUUAUUGAGGGCAAUAUGGAUUCCUGCAAUCUCGAUUUUUACGGCAGCAUCGAUCUACUUGCGAGAAAAAUCUUUGGAUACAACUUGGAAUCAUCAACCUCGUAUCAGAUUAUACCGAGUGCCCUCGAAUUUUACAGCACGUCCAUGAGAGAUCCUGCAUUCUAUCGUUUUUACAAAAGAAUAUUGUACUACUAUUUCAGGUACAAAUUGCAUCAAAAACCAUACCACGAGAACGAAAUUAUUUAUCCCGAAUUGAAGAUCGAGUCCUUUGUCAUAGAUAAAUUAAUUACCUAUUUUAAUCAGUUUGAUACUUCGAUCAACAACGGUUUGAUAAUUGAUGAUGUAAAGGAAGCGGAAAACACAUUGAUCAAAAUUCGUCAAUAUCGUCUGAAUCACAAUCCAUUUAGCUUCCAUCUCGUUAUCAACGCCAAGAAAGCUAUGAAAGCUGUGAUACGCAUUUUCCUCGGACCAAAGUAUAACAUUCAUCAUAAACCGAUUGAUUUCGCUGAAUACGCAAUAUACUUUUAUGAAAUGGAUAACUGGGUCGUUGAUCUAUACGCCGGUGUGAACAAGAUUGAACGAAAUAGUCAAGACUGCUUCUUCACCGUACCCGAUCCGGAGCCAAGUGAAAUUCUAUACAAGAAGUUGCUUAAGGCCUUGGAUGGUUCUGAUAAAUUCUCAUACGCGGAAAGAGUCUACGGAUUCCCUGAGCGUCUGCUCUUGCCCAAGGGCAAGAAAGAGGGUAUGCCCUUCCAGAUCUUCGCGUACAUCAAUCCGGUCGAAGGAGAACUGAUUCCUUCUAUGUCUCGCAUCUUUGGUAGCUACAAAUUUGAUAAUAAAGCAUAUGGAUUCCCCUUGGAUAGACCUGUUUUCAAUUUCCGCUACGAAGGACCGAACAUGAUGUUGAAAGACAUUAUAAUUUAUCACAAGGACGAGGAGGUGGAGUUGAAUCUGACUUAUUGAUCGCUAUUUACAUUUUAAAUCUGUCAUCAUUUGAUUCAAUUAUACUGCAAUUAUACUACUUCUAAAUAUAUCAAAAUAAAGUACAAUA
Molecule: messenger RNA, 2164 nt
Organism: Atta colombica
Lineage: Eukaryota; Metazoa; Arthropoda; Insecta; Hymenoptera; Formicidae
Gene: Hex70a
Product: arylphorin subunit alpha-like
Exons: 6
Coding region: 1-2076 (691 amino acids)
Source: RefSeq, a predicted model, not a curated record